Molecule: messenger RNA, 1350 nt
Organism: Cyphellophora europaea CBS 101466
Lineage: Eukaryota; Fungi; Ascomycota; Eurotiomycetes; Chaetothyriales; Cyphellophoraceae
Product: TIGR01456 family HAD hydrolase
Exons: 3
Coding region: 1-1350 (449 amino acids)
Biological process (GO): glycerophospholipid biosynthetic process
Cellular component (GO): mitochondrion
Source: RefSeq, a predicted model, not a curated record
AUGUCGAACGAGACAGCUCAGAACCCGGGGCUCGCCCCACCCGAGGAGAAGAAGAGACACCAUCACAGACGCAGCACCCGCCGGUUGUCCAACUCGAGUGUCAGUCGCUCCGAUCUCUUCGAGGGUCUGACCGUCGUUGGCCCUCCUUCCUCCGCCUCGCGCAGAAGCAGCGCCCAUGAGACGGCACACACCAUGGAGUUGGCGCGGCACCAUCUUGCCCAGGCUUCCACCGACUUGCCUACGCCCGACGAGUCCGGACCUACGACUCCCGAGGAAGGUGAAACCAGGACGACGGAUAGGUACGCCUAUGCCUUUGAUAUCGAUGGUGUCCUCAUCAAAGGUGGCGAGGUGAUUCCGGAAGCCAUCGAGGCGAUGAAAGUGCUCAAUGGUGAGAACGAGUACAACAUCAAAGUACCCUAUAUCUUUGUUACCAACGGUGGCGGCAAGACUGAAGAGGAGAGAUGCAUUCAGCUCUCCAACCAACUCCAGCUCGAGGUAUCUCCUGGACAGUUUAUCUGCGGCCACACUCCCAUGCGGGAGAUGGCACAGAAGUACAAGACUGUCCUCGUGGUUGGUGGCGAGGGAGAGAAGUGCCGAACUGUCGCCGAAGGAUAUGGUUUCCAAGAUGUCAUCACACCCGGUGAUAUCAUCAAGGACAACUCAGACACGACUCCCUUCCGGAAACUGACUGAUGAGGAACACACCAAUUCCAAGCUGCGCAACUAUGGCGAAAUCCCCAUCGAGGCCGUAUUCGUCUUUGCCGACAGCAGAGACUGGGCUGGCGACCAGCAGAUCAUCCUCGACCUUUGCAUGAGCAAGAACGGUCGGCUCGGUACACGUUCCGAGACUUUUGACGAGGGUCCGCCCGUCUACUUUGCGCACAAUGAUGUUAUCUGGGCCACCUCGCACACCUACUCUCGCAUUGGAAUGGGUGCCCUCCGUGCCUCGCUCGAGGCCAUGUUCAAGGCCAUCACCAAAAAGGAGCUUCGGACCGUGGCCUUUGGCAAGCCUCAACUAGGCACUUUUGAUUUCGCGACCAAGCUGCUUCAACAGUGGCGGAAAGACACUCACGGCAUCAACGCCCCACCUGAGACCGUCUACUUUGUUGGCGACACUCCCGAAUCUGAUAUUCGUGGGACCAACGAGUUCGACGAAUCGGGCAAGGCCAUCAACGACUGGCACUCGAUCCUCGUCAAGACUGGCGUGUAUCGUGAAGGCACCGAGCCAGCGUACAAGCCCAAGGUCACCGUCGACAAUGUGCUGGAGGCUGUCAAGUACGGCAUGAAGCGCGAAUUCGACGCAAGCUUGCGCGACGCGGCCAAGAACGCCCCCGCCAUCUUGGAGGAGUAG